This is a messenger RNA of Panicum virgatum (switchgrass), 2199 nucleotides long. RefSeq names its product pentatricopeptide repeat-containing protein At2g13600-like. The transcript has a single exon. Gene Ontology annotation, biological process: RNA modification. Bases 1 to 2199 code for a protein of 732 amino acids. The record is from RefSeq and is a predicted model, not a curated record. Gene Ontology annotation, molecular function: RNA binding; protein binding. NCBI's taxonomy places the organism in Eukaryota, Viridiplantae, Streptophyta, Magnoliopsida, Poales, Poaceae.
AUGCUCCGCAGAGCCGCGCCGCCGUCGCUCGCCUUCUCGAGACGGCGGUCGCCGUCCACCCAAGCGCGCGAGCUCCAGCCAUGGCCACCUUCCCGCGCCACAUCGGCCGCGCCCGACCGAGGCGCUGACGCGCGAGCCACAGAGCAGAACCAGGCCUCGCAGCUCGCCCACACCGCGGCCGCCGCCGCCCGCAGGCUGUUCGACGGAACGCCCCGCCAGGCCGCGGUCUCAUGGAACGCCGUUGUCGCGGGCCACGCCAGGCCCGAGGGCGUCCUCAACGCGCUGGACGCUGCCGCUCGGAUGCACUGCGCCGGGUUGCCGCUCACGGAAGCCACGUUCGCGUCCGUGCUGGGCACCUGCGCCCGCGGGCGGCGGCUCAGCGCGGGGGCACAGGUUCACGGUCAAGUAAUCAAGUCUGGGCGCGAAAAUUUCCCCAUCGUAGGGGCUUCCCUCCUCGACUUCUACUCCUCGUGCUCCGACCUGCGCGCAUCUCGAGCGCUCUUCAAGACCCUGCACCUGAAGAACGAGCUGCUGUGGAGCCCGAUGGUAGUUGCCCUCGUGAGGUUUGGCCUGAUGGGCGAGGCCCUGAACUUGCUGGAGCGUAUGCCAGCGCCUCGUGAUGUGUUCGCGUGGACCGCUGUCAUAUCAGGCUUCACAAAGGGUCCGGCCAAGUGUUGCAUCAAGGCACUGGAGCUGUUUGUGAGGUUUCUGGCUGAUGAUGGUGUCAUGCCGAAUGAGUACACUUAUGACAGUGCUCUGAGGGCAUGUGUGAAGCUGCAAGAAUUAGAUUUUGGGCGAUCAGUUCAUGGAUGUCUGAUUCGAAGUGGGUUUCAGUCUGAGCAGUUAAUCACCAGUGCUCUUGUUGAUCUUUACUGCAGUUCUGAUGCCUUGGAUGAUGCACUGCUGGUUUACAAUGACUUGGAAAUGCCUUCCUUGAUUACAUCCAAUACACUGAUUGCAGGGCUUAUAUCAAUGGGAAGGACAGAGGAUGCUAAGAUAGUUUUCUCGCAGAUGCCAGAGCAUGACUCGGGAUCCUAUAAUCUGAUGAUUAAGGCAUAUGCUAUUGAUGGAAGGCUUGAGGACUGCAGGAGGUUGUUCGAGAAGAUGCCUCGGAGAAACAUGGUGUCCUUGAACUCUAUGAUGUCGGUAUUGCUCCAGAAUGGAAGGCUGGAGGAGGGGUUGAAGCUAUUUGAACAGAUAAAGGAUGAGAGAGACACAAUAACAUGGAAUUCUAUGAUUUCAGGUUACAUUCAGAAUGAUCACCCUUCAGAAGCUUUGAAGCUAUUUGUGGUCAUGUGCCGGUUGUCUAUUGGAUGGAGCCCUUCUACAUUCUCUGCUCUAAUGCAUGCCUGUGCAACUAUUGGAAUGCUUGAGCAAGGCAAAAUGGUACAUGCUCACCUCUGCAAGACUUCGUUUGACUCCAACAGUCAUGUUGGGACAGCUCUAACUGAUAUGUACUUCAAAUGUGGUUGUGUGAGUGAUGCACAGUCUGCAUUUGGUUACAUCACAUCACCUAAUGUUGCUUCAUGGACAUCUCUGAUCAAUGGUCUUGCACAAAAUGGUCACUGGUUGGAGGCUCUGGUACAAUUUGGUAGGAUGCUGAGGCAUCAUGUCAAUCCCAAUGAAAUCACUUUUCUAGGGCUUCUUAUUGCUAGUGCCCGUGCUGGUUUGGUUAACAAGGGGAUGAAAAUCUUCCACUCCAUGGAAAACUAUGGACUAGUUCCAACUGUGGAGCAUUAUACUUGUGCUGUCGAUCUUCUUGGUCGGACCAGAUGUACCAGAGAAGCAGAGAAGUUCAUCUGUGAGAUGCCUGUGCCAGCAGAUGGUGUAGUCUGGGGAGCCUUACUUACUGCCUGCUGGUAUUCGAUGGACCUGGAGAUGGGUGAGAAAGUUGCUCAGAGGUUGUUUUGCACGGGCACAAAACAUAGGUCUGCUUAUGUCACGAUGUCUAACAUAUAUGCUAAAUUGGGGAAAUGGGAAGAUGUUGUGAAGGUAAGAACAAGAUUGAGGAGUCUAAAUGCAAAAAAGGAACCAGGCUGCAGCUGGAUUGAGAUCAAGGAUAUAGUUCAUGUAUUCCUAGUGGAUGACCAGAAUCAUCCUGAGAGAGCAAAAAUCUUUUUAAUGCUAGAAGAUUUAGUAUCUCAUAUAUCAUUACAUUCUGAACCUGAUGAUAUGGUUAUCCAAAGCCUGAAUUGUUGA